AAGAUCACUUAAUGAUGAAGUAUGUAGUUGGAAUACAUGGAUAAAUAUACAUUUGAUAGCCUUACUUGAGAAUAAAAAAGAAGAAUGGAAAUUGAAUAAAGCAGAAUUUUUUAAUAUUUGUUUAGAAGAGAUCCAAAAAGAUGGAGAAAAUUCUAAUUUAAAAGAAAUGCGAAAUCAUUUAGUAAUGAAAAUAAAAGAAGAAAAUAGUACCCAUGCUACAGAUAAAUAUAGUAGUAUAUUAGAUAAAUAUAAAAAUGAAGAGUGGUUUAUUAAUUUGAAGAAAGAAUGGAAACAAGAACAAGAAAAACACUUAGAAUAUUUAGAAGAACAUGAAAUUAAAAAAAUGACAGAAUUGGGAUUAAAUAAUAUUAUUCUAGAUAAAAAAAAAAAAAUAUGGAAGAAAUGGAUAGAAUGGCAAAUAGAGCAUUCAUACAAAUACAAAAAUCAGAAUUGGUUUAUAAAAUUGUUAGAAGAAUAUGAAAAAGAAGAAAUUAAUGAAAAUUUAAAGGAAGAAAAUAUAGAGAAAGAAAGAAAUAAUGGAAUAGAUAAAUGUGAAAUAAAGAAAAUUUUGGAAAGGAAAAUUUUCUUAGAUAUUCAUAUGAUGGUAUUAGAGGAAUGUAUGAAAGAAGAGUUGGAAAAAGAAGAAGAAUUUUAUAAAACAAACAUAAUAGAGAUAAGAAAAUUUAAAAAUUUGGACGAAGAAACAAAUAAAUUAGAAAAAAUAGAGAGAGAAAGAAGUUCGAAUGUUAUAUCAGAGAAAGAAAAAGAGGAAAUAGAAAAAUGGAAAAAAGAAAAAUGGUUUAUUGAGUUAAUGUUAGAAUGGAAAAAUAAUGAAGAAAAAUAUAUGAUGGAGAUAAAUGAAGAAAUUUUAGCAAAAAAGGAUCAAGGAAGAGUAAUUGAUAUUAUCUUAGAAAGACAAGGCAAUAUACGGAAAAAACACUGUGAAAAUAUUUGUAGAAAGUGGAAAGAUGAUGAUAACAAUGAAGAAUGGUUUACAAAGUUAGUGAAUGAAUAUGGAAAUGAAGAGAAAGAAUAUAAAAGUAGAAUUGAUAAAAAUAGUAUAGAAAAUAAAAAAGAAGAUGUAAAAACCAUAGAAAGAGAUGAAUCAGUAACAGAGUUUAAUAAAAAGGGAGAAGAAAAAAUGAGAAAAUAUGAAAGGAAUAGUUUAGAGGAAUCAUAUGAAAAGAGUAAUUCUAAAAUAAACAAAAAAAAAUUAAAAUGGAAGACUUUAAUAGAAAUAUAUAUGGUAAUAUUGGAGGAAUGUAGAAAAGAGGAUUGGUUAUUGAAUAGAGGAAAAUUUUUAGAAACCUGUUUAGAAGAAUUUAUAGAAGAAGAUAAAGAAAAAUAUCCAAAAAAAAUAGAAAAUGAUUUAGAAAUGUUGAGAGAAGGAAAAGAAGACAUUAGUACAUUGAUUAUUGAGAAACAAAAACUUUUAUGGAAAAAAUGGGUAGAAAGAAACAAAAGAAUGUCAGAGAAAUGGAAAAAUGAAGAAUGGUAUAUUAAUUUGAAAAAAGAAUGGGAAAAAGAACAAGAAAAAUGUGAUGAAUUAACAAAAGAAUCAGAAAUAACAGAUAUAGAAGCAGGAAAAAAUCCUAUGCUAGAGAAACAAAAAAGAAUAUGGAAACGAUGGCUAAGAAAACAAAGAAUGUGGUUUAUACUACAUAGCGAGGAUGAAUGGUUUAACAAUUUAUUGGAAGAAUACGAAAAAGAAGAAGAACUUAAGGAAGGAAUAACUAAAAAGGAUGCGAAAGAAGUGAAGAAAAUUCAUGAAAAUAUAGAGGAAUUGAAACAAGAAGGAGAUGAAGAAAUAAAGAAAUAUAAAAAAAAAGAAAAAUUGAUACAAAAAGUUUUGAUAGAAAUACAUAUGACACUAUUAGAAGAAUUUAUGAAAGACGAAUGGCAAAAAGAAAAAGAAUAUUUUUUUAGAACAAUGAUGGAAGAGUUGAAAAUACAAGAAAAUUUAGAUGAACAUGUUAUCAUAUUGGAAAUAAAAAAAAAAAGAAGUAGGAAUGCUAUAUUAGAUAUUGAAAAAGUGGAAAUAGAAAAAUGGAAAAAGAAAAAAUGGUUUAUAGAGUUAAUGUUGGAAAUGAAUAACAAGGAAAAAAAAUACAUAAAAGACAUAUAUGAAGAUAUGAUAGCAAAAAGGAAUGAAGAUGGAAUUAAAAAUCCCAUGUUAGAAAUGCAAAAAAUUAUAUGGAAAAAACACU
This is a messenger RNA of Plasmodium gallinaceum, 2207 nucleotides long. Its product is annotated as surface-associated interspersed protein (SURFIN). The annotation marks the transcript as partial. The record is from RefSeq and is a predicted model, not a curated record. The transcript has a single exon. NCBI's taxonomy places the organism in Eukaryota, Apicomplexa, Aconoidasida, Haemosporida, Plasmodiidae.